GCAAUAAGAAUAAAUCGCGCAGUUGAUGUUGAGGGAUUAUGCAUCGUUGCUAAUGAACUAGCAUGGUCGAUUCAUGUUGAUAUGCAUUUUCUUGAUAAUGAUGGAAAUAUCAUCGACGCUGCAUGCAUCGCUGCAAUAUCUGCCCUCUCUCAUUUUCGGAGGCCUGAUGUCACAGUUAUUGGAGAAGAUGUCACAAUACAUCCGGUUGAUCAAAGAAAUCCGGUUCCAUUGAGUAUCCAUCAUACGCCAAUUUGUGUUACUUUUGCAUUUUUUGAAAAUGGUGACUUGUGGGUGGUUGAUCCCUCUUUGAAAGAAGAGCAAAUUCGUAGAGGCGACAUGACAAUAGCAAUAAACAAUCAUAAAGAAAUUUGUGUUUUAUCAAAGGCUGGAGGAAUACCCUUAGAAAUGGGCACUAUCAUACAAUGUUCUAAGCUCGCGGCUAGUAAAGUAGAUUGGGUUAGAGAAAAAAUUCAAUCAGCAAUAGUCAAUGCAGCUGAAAUUGAGAUUUCGGCAUCAGUUUGGGAUUUUGGCACUAGUGGAUUU
Molecule: messenger RNA, 543 nt
Organism: Racocetra persica
Lineage: Eukaryota; Fungi; Glomeromycota; Glomeromycetes; Diversisporales; Gigasporaceae
Source: the annotation of a GenBank genome assembly